This is a messenger RNA of Nanorana parkeri, 1752 nucleotides long. Its product is annotated as RNA exonuclease 1 homolog. The record is from RefSeq and is a predicted model, not a curated record. Gene Ontology annotation, cellular component: nucleus. The annotation marks the transcript as partial. The transcript has 13 exons. NCBI's taxonomy places the organism in Eukaryota, Metazoa, Chordata, Amphibia, Anura, Dicroglossidae. Gene Ontology annotation, molecular function: exonuclease activity; nucleic acid binding.
GCUGAUUUAUCCAGUAAACAUGUUAUCCGUCCACAUCGCCGCCCUACACCUCAAGAGAUUUGUUAUCGGAGGAUUCAGAGGGCACAGGAUCAGGCCACACAUCUUGUGUCUCAGCAGCAAGCCAGUCAGUUGAAGAGCAGUGCUCAGAAGUCUCCUCUGACUUUGCCAGGAGAAUCAAAACGAAUUGCUCAUGUGCCAGCCUCUCAGUCUUCUGAGGGGAAGAGUCCAUUAUCGGCACAUAGUGGUUCAACACUAUCCCUCAAGAUGCAAACUGUUGCAGGCAUGGCAUCAAAAACCACCUCCACAUCUACACAAAAAAGACAAGCACAUAUACCAUCACUAAAGUGUGCUGCCCUGAAAAGGCCGGUCAUUCCCACUGAAUAUGGUGCAAAAGUACCAACCAAUAUUCGUCAGCGUUACCUUAAUAUCUUUAUUGAUGAGUGUUUAAAAUUUUGUGUUUCACAAAAGGAAGCAUUUGAUAAGGCCCUUGAAGAAGAAAAGUCAGUCUACACUCGUAGCAACAGUCGUAAUAUUUAUCUGAAUGUAGCUGUUAACACUCUGAAGAAACUAAGAAGUCAAGGACCUGUGACCAAAGCUACUUCUGAAAAAGUUGCUAACAAGAAAGCAGUUUCCCAUAAGUCUGUUCUUGAUGGAAAGUUGGCGGCAAAAAUCAGCUUCACUGUACAACCUAGUGUUCGUCAAGAGGAAGAUAGGACAGAUGUAACAUUAUACAAGUUGAUGAAACAUUAUAUCCUGACUCCUGAGCAGCUGAAGGAGCAUGGUUAUCCCUUGGCACACCCUGAGAAACCUGGGAAGGCUGUUGUUUUUACAGCAGAGGAAAAGAAAAGCCCAGCUGCCUCCUGCCGGAUAUGCUGUCGAUGUGGGGUAGAGUAUAUGGUGACACAAAGUGGAAGUUGCAUACGACAAGAGGAAUGUGUUCAUCACUGGGGCCGUCUUAGAAGGCAGAGAGCACCUGGAGGUUGGGAAACUCAGUAUAGUUGCUGCUCUGGUGGAGUUGGGUCAGCUGGAUGCCAAAUAGCCAAGCAACAUGUGCAGGACGGUCGUAAGGAAAAUCUGGAUGGAUUUGUGAAGACAUUUGAGAAGUUGAAUGACUCGGAGAGUCCUGGCAUAUAUGCAUUGGAUUGUGAAAUGUGUUACACCACUAAAGGAUUGGAGUUAACACGUGUUACUGUUAUAAACUCUCAAAUGAAGGUGGUGUAUGACACCUUUGUACAACCAGACAACAAAAUAGUGGACUAUAACACCAGAUUUUCUGGUGUAACAGAAGAAGAUCUGGAAAACACAAGAAUAACUCUUCGAGAUGUUCAAGCCGUUUUACUCUGCAUGUUCAACUGUGACACUAUACUAAUAGGUCAUAGUUUGGAAAGUGACCUUUUUGCACUUAAGUUAAUUCAUCUCACUGUAGUUGAUACGGCUGUUGUCUUCCCACAUCGACUGGGUCUCCCAUACAAGCGUGCACUUCGUUCAUUAAUGGCAGAUCAUCUCAAACGUAUCAUACAGGAUAGCGUUGAAGGACAUGAUUCAAGUGAAGAUGCUUGUGCUUGUAUGGAACUGAUGAUGUGGCGUAUAAAAGAAGAUGCUAAGGUUAAACGAUGAUUCAUUGCAGUGCAAUUGUUGAAACUUUAAACCAUUUGUUAAAGCAUUUAUCACAAACUUGAAACCUUUUUGAAGCUGCAGCACAUGGCUAACUACUUCACAAAUAUGGAGACUGUGUAUUGUUUUGACCUCCAG